AUGUUGUUCUGUGAUCGUCGUAAUGCUCUCUCCUUGGACCUCCGUAUGAUGGAGUCUCUGUGGUUGAAGGAGGAAUGCAAUGUUGGUCCGAUGGUGGAGCUCACAUCAAUCAUACAAGGGCUCAUUGGACCAGACAGUCACAAGAUGUCUGCUAACUGUCCUACCGAAGUCUUCAAUAUAACCCAGAUGCCUGAUGCCUUUAUCGUUCGCCACGGUGAGCUUAUUGGUGUCUUCAUUGAUGAAGAGAGGAUAACCUUGAGAUCGGUGCUGGAGAAUAAUCGGUUCGUUAUGGAACUCGAUCCACCUUGUUCGAAGGGCUCCCUCGUCGACUAUGCCCCUGAAGGUGACCGUUUCAUAGCUUUCAGUAGGUCUUUCAACAGGCUUUAUACAUACGAUCUCCGCGUGAGCUCCUGCGUUGCCAUCUGUGAGGUGAAAGCUUUGCCGCGGGAUGGCGGAAAGCACAUAGCGAUGGGGUACUGUAAGGCCCAUGUGUUCUUCUGCUUCGACCAAGGGAAAUAUCUGGAUAUUUACGAUACGGAAUUGAAAGGAGGUAUAUCAUCCUCGCAGGCCAGGAGAGUCACGUCUAUUUCACCAGUCGAUGGCCUUCAUACUAUAGCUAUGGCCUGUCGUGCCCCUGAGUCCUCUAUUUCACUCCGAGUUGUCUUUUGUGAUGACGUUGGUUACGAGUCCGUCACUCUGACGCUGACUGGCACUAAGCGCCCUCAGAUCCUUAAGAAGAAGUCUUACACCUCGAUAGGUCGCGGGAUUCACGAAGUGCCAAUCGUUGGGCCGGUUGCUAUCGUUGGUUACGAUUCAGUGGUCAUGAAGGACCGUACGGACAGUAAGCAUCUCGUGUGGAGACUCGUUGACCUUACCCACAAGACAUCUGUCCAACUCCCCAUCGUCUCCGACUCCGUGGUCACAUUCGCAGGCAGGAUGUCAGGGGGCGUUGUCUAUGUUGUGAGGUCAGUCCCAAUCCCAACCAUAUGGCUUCUUCAUUGCUACGAGGUCAUCGAAGAGUAA
Messenger RNA from Perkinsus marinus ATCC 50983, 1023 nucleotides. RefSeq lists its product as hypothetical. Lineage: Eukaryota; Perkinsozoa; Perkinsida; Perkinsidae. The coding region runs from base 1 to 1023 and encodes 340 amino acids. The transcript has a single exon. The record is from RefSeq and is a predicted model, not a curated record.